Molecule: messenger RNA, 3031 nt
Organism: Nicotiana tabacum (common tobacco)
Lineage: Eukaryota; Viridiplantae; Streptophyta; Magnoliopsida; Solanales; Solanaceae
Source: RefSeq, a predicted model, not a curated record
UGUGUAUAAUUUUUUAUUGCAAAUAAUACGUGGAAAUUUUUAAUUGGUUUAUUUAGCAAUUGUAAUGCACGCUCUUGGCUUGGUGCACUGGAGUGUUUACUUGACCUAGUUAAUUGUCACUUGAAGUGUCUAAUUGGUCAUAUGCUAAGUUGAGGUGUCCAACUGACCAUUGUGGACAACUUAAAGGGGCUAUUUAUGUAUUUCGCCUAUUUUUUAAGGUUUUUUAUACAUAAAUUUAUGCUCCAGACGUAAAAUUAUGAGUUCAGUUGAACCAGUUACCUAUAUGCUACAUAUAUUCAGAAUUUUUGCCAAGAUUAAUAGGAUUUGAUAAACUCUCUAAUAUAUACAUAGGUCCGCCUCUACAUAUAUUAUAUAUAAAUUAUGCAUAUCGUGUAGGCUAUUCUUAGUUUACGCGGUUGGAUGGACACACUAUUUUGGUUAAUUAUUCGUUAUAAUCCAAACCACGGGUCUAAUUUUGAAAGAAAAAAAAAAUAACUGACUUCCAAAAAAAGGUUACGAAAGUGGCCACCUGGUAGAAAUAUAUCGUUUUUGGUUGGGUUAAAAUCUGCAAAUUUAUAACCUGACAUCUAUGAAAUCCAAUUUUUUUAUGUAUUAAUCCGGAAGGAAUGUCCCCAUUUCAUUUCAAAAUGUUGAGGGAUGUAAUAAUUCUAGUUUUCUUUAGGGAAAAGGGCCAAGAAUGACUAUGGAUUUGAAGGCUCUCUGCUCCAUAGGAGGAUGGGCAGCUUCUGUAAUUUGCUUUAGGAACGUAAAGUCAUAUUCAUGGAUUUGUCAUGUGAGUUCUAAUGCAUAAUCAUUGUUCAAUUGGAACUCAAGAAUUACCAGCGUUCUUUUAAGAAAGGUGAUGUUGAGACGGCACGCAACCUGUUCGAUAAAAUGCCCCAAAAGAGUGUGGUCUCGGAACUGUGUGAUAUCUGAGCAUAUCAGAAAUGGGAUGCUGAAUGAUGCUCAGUAUAUGACGCAAUGCUAGUCAGAAAUGUUGUUUCUUGGACGGCCAUGUUAGCUGGAGCUCCAUCUAAGCAAAAGACUACUACUACUUUUUAAUGUGGUCAAAUCUAAGCCAGAGCUCAGUUAGGUUUGAGGGGCAUAAGUGCUCCAAUAGACUAAAGGUAAGAAUAUUUUUGGGACCAAAAUCACAGGAGAAUGUAGUUGCUCUAUUUUUAAUAAUCCAAAGGCAAUUUUAACCUUUUCCCCUUUGCUUUGUGUACCUGCUUCUGUCUGUUUAGCCUUGAUCAAACAAUUAAGGACUAUGUUGCUCGGAUUAAGCGCGUGUCGGAUCCUUCAAAGGUAAUGCACUUUUGGAGGAUCCGACAUGGGUGCGGCAGCAAUUUGGAGAGUUCGCGCAACAUAGAUUAAAUAUUAGUUAGAACUUAGCAAGGUGAUUGUAGCAAUACAGGACUUAGGACUAAGGAGUGACUGAUACCUUUUCCUCAUGUUCAAGUGAAACAACCGUUGAGAAAAAGAGUACGGCAUCUAACUUUUUUAACAUAAGAGAAACUCACAACAAACAUUAACAAGAAAUUUAUUGAUUCCAUAUGGAAAAGAGACAGACUCGUUUUUCUUUCAUUUUGUGGACUAAAGUACUCUCAAACUUCCAACAUAUGGACCAUUUCAGUUACUACUCCCAUGCCAAACAAAGGACCAAAAGAAGUUGUUGAAUUGGGUGAAGCCAAACUACUAAAAUACUAAUGGAGGAGUUUUCUUGACAUGGGAAAAUCUGUGCGUGAAAAGUGGCAAUAAAGCAAUUCUUCAAGGUUUGACAAGCUAUGCAAAGCCUGGGGAGCUCUUGGCUAUCAUGGGUCCUUCUGACUCUGGUAAAUCGACACUUCUUGACGCAAUAGCGGGGAGAUUAGGAUCCAACACAAGGCAGAGUGGAGAUAUUCUAAUCAAUGGCCGCAAACAGAGACCGGCAUAUGGAACCUCCGCCUAUGUGACUCAAGAUGAUACUCUAAUUGCAACACUAACAGUAAAGGAAGCCGUAUACUAUUCGGCUGAACUCCAACUCCCAAAUUCCAUGCCAAAAUUAAAGAAAAAGGAAAUAGCAGACAUGACGAUAAAGGAAAUGGGGUUGCAAGAUGCCAUGGAAACAAGAAUUGGAGGAUGGAGCGGGAAAGGAAUAAGUGGAGGACAGAAGAGGAGAGUCAGCAUAUGCGUAGAGCUUUUAACUCGGCCGAAACUUCUCUUCCUCGAUGAACCAACUAGUGGACUUGAUAGUGCAGCAUCUUAUUAUGUCAUGCAAAGAAUUGCACGCCAAUGCCAAGGGAGAACAAUCAUUGCCUCAAUUCAUCAACCUGGUGCUGAAGUUUUCGGUCUCUUUCAUUCUCUAUGUCUUCUGUCUUCUGGCAGAACUGUGUAUUUUGGCCCUGCUAGUGCAGCAACUGAGUUUUUUGCAUUGAGUGGGUUUCCUUGCCCGACUCUCCAGAAUCCCUCUGAUCAUUUUCUCCGAACAAUAAACAGUGACUUUGAUCAGGACGACUUAGAAGAAGGUUCAACUAGGAGUAAACCAACAGAAGAAGUGAUAAAUAUCCUGAUAAAGUCGUACAAAGCGUCCGAGAAGUCUGAAGCAGUUGAAAGCCAAGUUGCUGAUAUCUGCAAACAGGAAGGCGAAGUGCUGGAGAAAAGAAGCCAGGCCGACUUCACAACACAAAGCCUUGUUUUGACAAAAAGGUCAUUUGUGAAUAUGUCUCGUGAUCUUGGCUACUACUGGCUCCGACUAGCUGUUAAUGUUACCUUAGCUUUAGGUGUUGGCACUAUCUACUAUCAUGUUGGCUUUUCUAUUGCUUCAAUUCAGGCAAGAGGUUCCAUGAUUAUGUUCGUGUCUUCAUUUAUCACCUUUAUGGCCAUUGGUGGAUUCCCCUCUUUUGUGGAAGAUAUGAAGCAGCAAUUAGAGAAGCUAAAAACGGGAACAUCAGCAGCUACAAAAACGGCGAUCAACUGAGGCAAUCUACUGCGGCGACCAACAAUUUCUCUUCCGAUUUCAAAAAUUCAACACUCUAAUCCAAAAAAACUACAU